This is a messenger RNA of Emericellopsis cladophorae, 753 nucleotides long. RefSeq lists its product as uncharacterized. The transcript is spliced from 3 exons. The record is from RefSeq and is a predicted model, not a curated record. Lineage: Eukaryota; Fungi; Ascomycota; Sordariomycetes; Hypocreales; Bionectriaceae. Bases 1 to 753 code for a protein of 250 amino acids.
AUGACCGCAGUCGAUGUAUUGAGCAAGGAGCAGUUUGAAGAGCUCGUGGACUCGUAUCCCCAAGCCCUGGAGUGCAUAGGAGCUCUCAAGACCGCCAAAGAUGGACAACGACCACUAAGCGAGCUCGAUGCAUAUCGAUACGACAAGGCUCCCCGUCUCUUCUCGGCAGGAGAGUCCGUGCGAGAUAUGGACCUAGAAGCUGUGAAGACGCUCGUUGAGUGGAAAUUACGUCAUGGCAAAUUCCGUCCGACGCUCAUGAGCUUGGUUUCUUCCAACGACCCGGUGACUGUGAGAAACAGCAUCCGGGACGCCAUUGGUGGGUAUCGAGAGGAUGGAGACGCAGCAGCAGCUGUUGAUGCAUUGUCGAAGCUCAGAGGAGUCGGUCCCGCGACGGCGUCCCUGCUUCUGUCGGUCCACGACCCAGACCGGGUGAUAUUCUUCUCCGACGAAGCGUACUUUUGGUUAUGCUGCGGCGGCAUGAAGAGUCCCAUUAAGUACAACGCCAAGGAAUAUCAACAGCUGUUGACCCAAGCGCGCGAACUAGCGGCAAGAAUCAAGGUAUCGACGACGGAGGUCGAAAAGGCUGCCUUUGUCGCAAUGAGACUGUCAGCCGACGUGGUCUUUUCGAAGACAAGCAGUAGCAAGACCGCGAGGGCUCCGACAAAUAUCGUGAAGCGCAAGAAGACGCCUGAGCUCGACCAGCCAAAGGCCCAGGCAGAGCCGCCCAGGCGGUCAAAGCGAAGGAAAGCUUAG